CGUACAUCCAGAGGACUGGCUGCUUUCAAACACAAUGCCAAGCAAACUGGCGCCCUUCAAGAAGUCCCCAGCCAAGAAGGCUACUGUUAAAGCUUCCAAGCCAGAACCUGCUCCAGCAGAGGCUCCUCUCCCUGUAGAGCCUCCUCCUCCCGUAGAGCCUCCCCCACCUGUGGACGCCCCCCCACCUGUGGAAGCUCCCCCACCUGUGGACGCCCCCCCACCUGUGGAGGCUCCUGUAACUGAUGGAGAAGCAGGUCCUGCCAGUCUGACAGAGGAAGCUCCUGUCGCUGAAGCUGCUGCACCUGAUGUUGAAGGCGAUUCUGCACCAUCUGCUGCAGACGCUGCUGGAGCAGAACCUGCUGAGGUAGAGGAACCUCCCAAGGCCCCAACACCUCCACCUCUCAUAGCACUCCCCAGCGCUCCUCUCGACUUGUCUGUGGAAGAUGUGAACACCACUAGCCUCAGCCUACAGUGGAACACUCCCAGCAACAUUGGAGACGCAAGCUUGGAUGGAUACACCAUCGAGUAUUGCAAGAAUGGAUUGGCAGACUGGGUUGUAGCUAACGAGGAGUUGACUGUGGCUACUCGUUACUGCAUCAAGAAUCUGACAGCCGGAGACCUGCUGCAGGUGCGUGUGGUCGCUGUCAAUGCCGGCGGCCGCAGCGAACCCGCCACACUCGCCCAGCCUGUGCUGAUUCACGAGGUUGUCGACCGUCCCAAGAUUCGCAUUCCCCGUGCUCUCAGAAUUCGAUAUGUCAAGCAGGUUGGAGAGCAGAUCAACCUGGUCAUCCCCUUUAUUGGUAAGCCCAAACCUCAGGUGUCUUGGCUUAAAGAUGGACAACCUUUGGAUCCAAAGAGGGUCUACAUUAGGAACAGUGACAUGGACAGUAUCCUGUUUAUCCGCACCUGUCAGAAAGAGGACUCCGGGCAAUAUGAGAUGUGUGUCAAGGUAGAAAGUUUUGAAGACAAAGCCACCAUUACGCUUCAGAUUGUGGAGUUGCCUGGGCCUCCUGCCAGUGUGAAGCUAGUGGACACCUGGGGCUUCAAUGCUGCUAUAGAAUGGACACCUCCUAUCGACAAUGGUAACACAGAAAUCACUGGAUACACACUCCAGAAAGCCGACAUGAAGACUGAGAAAUGGUUCACGGUGCUGGAGCAUUUCCACAGGCUAAACGCCACCAUCUCAGACCUCAUCAUGGGCAACACAUACUCCUUCAGAGUGUUUGCUGAAAACCAAGUGGGCAUGAGUACAUCUUGCGCUGUCACCAAAGAGGUGGCCAACAUCCAGAAGACAGGUAUUGUUAGCCACCCUCCCGAGUACCAUGAGCACGACUUCAGUGAGGCUCCCAAGUUUACCACGCAACUCACUGACCGCGCUGCCACUGUGGGAUACACCACCAAGCUGCUGUGUUCUGUUCGUGGAUUCCCAAAGCCAAAGAUCGAGUGGUUGAAAAACCAGAUCAUCAUUCGUGAUGACCCUAAGUUUCGUCAGAUCUCACAAGAAGGUAUUUGCUUUCUGGAGAUCCGUAAACCUUGCAGCUUUGAUGGCGGUGUGUACACCUGCAGAGCCAAAAAUGAUCAAGGAGAGGCAACCGUCUCCUGCAAGCUGGAGGUCAAACAGGUUAUUGUUCCAGAAUUUAACAAGGAGAAACGCAAAUGACCAACAGACAAACCUCCAGAGUGAGAGAAGAUGACCUGCACAUAGUGAUGACACAGACACCUCACACCAAAGUCUGCACAUCUGUUUCUACCCCCACCCACUCUUUCUAGUAUUCAGAGGAACCAAACCUGUCCCACUUUAUCAAAUGUUGCAGUGAUUGUUUUUUAAGGCUGCAUUUAGAUUUAUGCUGUUGAUCUCACUACAUGUGCAUUAAAUAAAACUUGGACAUGCUA
Molecule: messenger RNA, 1893 nt
Organism: Thalassophryne amazonica
Lineage: Eukaryota; Metazoa; Chordata; Actinopteri; Batrachoidiformes; Batrachoididae
Gene: mybpha
Product: myosin binding protein Ha
Exons: 13
Coding region: 35-1660 (541 amino acids)
Molecular function (GO): protein binding
Source: RefSeq, a predicted model, not a curated record